AUAUCGCAACACUGUUUUCCAGUUGAAUUUUUCGGUCUUUCGAUUUCUCUUGUCAGCUCCGCGUAAAACAUGGAGAAUCGUUCGAUAUCUAAGAAGAGGAAGUUUGUAGGAGAUGGUGUCUUCAGGGCUGAGCUGAACGAGUUCUUGACUCGUGAGCUCGCUGAGGAUGGAUACUCUGGUGUGGAGGUUCGCGUAACUCCUAAUCGUACGGAGAUCAUUUUACUUGCAACGCAUACCCAAAGCGUUUUAGGUGAGAAGGGAAGAAGAAUCAGGGAACUGACAUCUGUGGUUCAAAAGAGGUUUAACUUCAAAGAACCACAAAAUGUGGAAUUGUAUGCUGAGAAGGUUGCCACGCGUGGUCUUUGCGCAAUUGCUCAGGCUGAGUCUCUUCGAUACAAACUGAUUGGUGGUCUUGCUGUGCGAAGGGCGUGCUAUGGUGUUCUGCGUUUUAUCAUGGAAUCUGGCGCUAAAGGUUGCGAAGUCGUAGUUAGUGGAAAACUGCGUGGACAAAGAGCAAAGUCGAUGAAAUUCGUUGAUGGUCUUAUGAUUCAUUCGGGUGAACCAACUAACGAGUAUGUGAACACUGCCACCCGACAUGUGCUCCUUCGGCAAGGUGUAUUGGGUAUCAAAGUCAAAAUUAUGUUGCCUUGGGAUCCGAAUGGCAAGAGCGGCCCCAAGAAGCCUUUGCCUGAUUAUGUGAGCAUUGUAGAACCCAAGGAGGAGGUACCACCAUCAGUUCCAAUUUCUGAGGUGAAGCCAUCAAAAGACAUACCUCAACCAACUCCUCUCUCCGUGUAACGAUUAUUUGAAUAAAAAAUAAAUACAGAAAAUAAAAUUUA
Linepithema humile (Argentine ant) is the source of this 839-nucleotide messenger RNA. RefSeq names its product ribosomal protein S3 (gene RpS3). Lineage: Eukaryota; Metazoa; Arthropoda; Insecta; Hymenoptera; Formicidae. Gene Ontology annotation, cellular component: nucleus; cytosolic small ribosomal subunit. Gene Ontology annotation, biological process: translation; positive regulation of apoptotic signaling pathway. Gene Ontology annotation, molecular function: RNA binding; structural constituent of ribosome. The record is from RefSeq and is a predicted model, not a curated record.